Messenger RNA from Sinocyclocheilus anshuiensis, 3427 nucleotides. Its product is annotated as signal peptide, CUB domain, EGF-like 3. The record is from RefSeq and is a predicted model, not a curated record. Gene Ontology annotation, cellular component: cell surface. Gene Ontology annotation, biological process: signal transduction. Gene Ontology annotation, molecular function: calcium ion binding. The transcript has 23 exons. NCBI's taxonomy places the organism in Eukaryota, Metazoa, Chordata, Actinopteri, Cypriniformes, Cyprinidae. The coding region runs from base 242 to 3301 and encodes 1019 amino acids.
CUGUGUCUCCUGCAGGACUGAGAUCAUGAGCGCUCAACUCGACCGUGUUUCUCCUCCUGAUCUCCGCGCACACAAUCUCCGCAAGACCAAGAAUUAAAACACACACACUCUCUCUCUCAUUCAACAGACGCUCCGUUUCCAGCGCCGGGAAUAAAGCUUCAUCCACGCUUGGACUCAAAGUCUCGCAAUUGUCCGCUUUUAUUUAAUUUGCCCCUCUGUGUGAAGGUUCAAGGUGUUUAACAUGAUGUUCAUGUCUGUUCUGAUGCGCGCUGGUUUUGGAUUAUUCAGCGUCGCUCUGACCGCCUUUGUCCAGCAGCCAGCCGGCGCUUCUGCCAGCAGAAACCCGCAAGCAGAUGUGGACGAGUGCGCCGAGGCCCUGGACAGCUGCAGUAUGGAUGCCAUCUGUCAGAACACCCUCAAGUCAUACAGAUGCAUCUGCAAAUCAGGAUACAAAGGCGACGGAAAGCACUGUGAAGAUAUCGAUGAGUGUGCCAGUGAAUAUAAUGGAGGAUGCGUUCACGAGUGCAUCAACAUCCCCGGAAACUACAGAUGCACGUGCUACGACGGCUUUCGCUUGGCCCACGACGGACACAACUGCCUGGAUGUUGACGAGUGCGCGGAAGGAAACGGCGGAUGCCAGCAGGUCUGUGUUAACAUGAUGGGGAGUUACGAGUGUCGGUGCCGCGACGGAUUUCUCCUGUCUGACAACCAGCACACCUGCAUCCAGAGACCCAAAGUGCGUUUUAAUGGAACUAAAGAUGUGCCCACCUGCAUGGAUAAAAAUCACGGCUGUGCCCACAUUUGCAGAGAGACACCCAAAGGAGGCAUCGCCUGUGAGUGCAGACCUGGAUUUCAGCUCACCAAGAACAACCGAGACUGUAAAUUGACGUGUAACUAUGGUAACGGUGGCUGUCAGCACAUCUGUGAGGAGAUGGACCAUGGGCCCCGGUGUUCGUGUCACAUGAAGUUUGCGCUUCACUCUGAUGGGAAGACCUGUGUAGAGGAAAGAAGUACCCCUCAUCAGCCACUGCAGCCAGAGCUGUUACCCAAUGAGACGUGUGCAGUUAAUAACGGAGGCUGUGACAGCACGUGUCAUGAUGCCGUGACUGGAGUUCGCUGCAGCUGCCCGGUGGGAUUCACCUUACAGUCGGACCGCAAGACCUGCAAAGACAUUGACGAAUGCCGCAUGAACAACGCCGGGUGUGACCAUGUGUGCAGAAACACAGUUGGCAGCUUUGAAUGCAGCUGCAAGAAAGGAUACAAACUUCUGACCAAUGAGAGGACUUGCCAAGAUAUAGAUGAGUGUUCAUUUGACCGGGCAUGUGACCACACAUGUGUGAACUCACCUGGAAGUUUCCAGUGUUACUGCCACAAAGGUUACGUCAUCUACGGCGUGGCUCACUGUGGAGAUAUUGAUGAGUGCAGCAUUAAUCGGGGUGGCUGUAAAUUCGGAUGCGUGAACACUCUGGGCAGUUACGAGUGUACCUGCGCUCCUGGUUACAAACUGCACUGGAACAGGAAGGACUGUGUCGAGAUCGUGAAAUGUACAUCCAGUCUGGUGGCCCCCAAAGCCACCCUUACUUGCAGUAAGAUGGGGAAAAAAGAGAGCUGCUCUCUCACGUGUGCAUCCAAAGCACAUUACCUAUCAGAAUCAGACAACAGCUAUUCUGUCAGCUGUGGAAUACCCAUUCUACGAGGUAAAUCUCAGAGCAGAUUAAAUGCAAGCAGCAUCCAGAGCUGCAUAGAGACUCAGGCUCCUCCAGUGAAGCAGACGGUGUCCUUCCGGAUCAAGAAUGCCAAAUGCCACCUGCACCCGAAACAUAAGGGGAGGGCAGAGGACAACGGCAGACAGAUCGGGCCAGGUGGCCAACCGUGCAACAACUGCCUGGUCACGUUCGUUAACCUGAAGUGCGACUCGUCUAAGAAGGCCAAAGGUCGUCGGGCACGUAACCCAUCAAGCAAAGAGGUCACGCGCAUCACUCUGGAGCUGGAGGCUGAGGUCAAGCCAGGAGACGCCACUGGGAACUGUAACAUGAUGUGUCAAAGGCAGCGCAUGGAGCAGCAGAUGAAGUCAUACAUUAAAGCCCUGAAAAAAUCCAUUAACCAGGAGCGUUUCCUCAUCCGUGUGGCUGGAUUGGAGUACGAGGUGGCACAGAAGAUCCCACAAGCUGGAAUGAGGCAGGAGAACUGUGGACCGGGCCGAGAAAAAGACAGCGGCCGCUGUGUCAGAUGUUUGCCUGGGUCAUACUACCAUGGUGAGCAGGAACGCUGCGCCCAGUGCCCACCUGGAACAUUCCAGGAACGUGAAGGUCAGCUGGCCUGUGACCUUUGUCCCGGAGGAGACCGCCAUGGCCCAGUAGGGGCCCGCAACAUCACGUCAUGUGCAGGUCAAUGUCCGCCUGGUUAUUUCUCCAGCGACGGGUUCAAGCCCUGUCAACCGUGCCCCGUGGGAACGUACCAGCCCGACCCAGGACGAACACUCUGUUUCCCCUGUGGAGGUGGGCUCGGUACCAAAAGAGAGGGCGCCAGCUCCUUUAAUGACUGUGAGGUCAAAGUGUUGUGUUCUCCAGGUCACUAUUAUAACACCUCAGUUCAUCGUUGCAUCCGCUGUCCUCAUGGAACCUACCAGGCUGAGUUCAGACAGAACUACUGCAUUUCCUGUCCUGGAAACACCACCACAGACUUCGACGGGGCCAUCAGUGUGUCUCAAUGCAAGAAUCGGGAAUGUGGGGGUGAAAUAGGCGAGUUCAUCGGGUACAUCGAGUCCCCCAACUAUCCAGGAAACUACCCAGCCAAUGUAGAGUGUAUCUGGACGAUCAACCCUCCACACAAACGCAAGAUUCUGAUCGUGGUUCCGGAGAUCUUCCUCCCAUCUGAGGAUGAGUGUGGAGAUGUCCUAGUAAUGAGGAAGAACGGGUCAGCAACCUCUAUCACCACUUAUGAAACAUGUCAGACGUAUGAGAGACCGAUUGCAUUUACAGCCCGAUCGCGCCGCCUCUGGAUCAACUUCAAAUCCAACGAUGUAAACAGCGCUCGUGGAUUCCAGAUUCCAUACGUCACUUACGAUGAAGACUAUGAGCAACUGGUUGAAGACAUUGUAAGAGAUGGAAGACUUUACGCCUCUGAAAACCAUCAAGAAAUACUUAAGGAUAAAAAACUGAUUAAAACUCUGUUCGACGUGCUGGCUCACCCAAACAAUUACUACAAGUACUCAACUCGGGACUCCACAGAGAUGCUCCCGCGUUCCUUCAUACGCCUCAUCCACAGCAAAGUCUCCGCCUUCCUGCGUCCGUACAAAUAGUCGAAAGUGUCAUCUGUCUCCACACACCUCCUGUCACCUGGCCUCGAGUCAACGGGAUCCUACACACACAUUUAAAGGACAUAUACACACACACACAUUUACAACGGCACACACACAAUCACACUA